GUCGCCUCAUCGUAUAUGAAACACGGGGAUACACAGGCCUCAAUUUCCGCGGCGGCUCCUCCCCACUGCUCUUGCAUGCGCGCGUCCGACAUGUGCUUCACUGGCUCGUAGGGCUAACAAUCACAAACUCGGUCGCUGCGUCACCCGCCUGGUGAUACCCUCGCCGCCCUCCCAUCGGCCCCCUCUCUACACCUGCGCCUCGCCCGUGGCCCUGCCAACAUGUCCUCAGUGGGGAAUCCCGACAAUGUGCGAGACGUGGCCGAAUCUGUGGGCAUCGCCUCACUCGCCGACAACGUCGUGGAAGAGCUAGCGCGCGACGUCGACUUCCGCCUGGCCCAGGUCCUGGAGGAGGCGCUCAAGUUUAUGCGACACGGGAAGCGGACAACGCUGAGCACACAGGACGUAUCCAAUGCCCUAAAGGUGCUCAAUGUGGAGCCUCUCUACGGCUACGAAUCUACCCGACCGUUGCGCUUCGGCGAGGCUUCGCUGGGGCCCGGCCAGCCCUUGUACUAUGUCGAGGACGAAGAGGUCGAUUUCGAGAAGCUCAUCAACGCCCCCUUGCCCAAGGUGCCACGGGAAAUCACCUUUACAGCCCACUGGCUCGCCGUAGAGGGUGUCCAGCCCUCCAUUCCCCAGAAUCCCAACACCAACACAGCCGACCUGUUACCCAAGGGCCCCAACGCAAACCCGCACCUGGCUGCCGCCAACGGGCUCGACAACGUCAAUGUCAAGCCCCUCGUCAAGCAUGUGCUGUCCAAGGAAUCACAGGAGCUGUUCAACAAGCUGUCGGGCGCCCUUGUCGACGAGACCAACAUUGAGUGGCAGAAUGCAGCACUGGCUGCAAUCUCGACCGAGCCCGGCAUACAUCAGCUGACAACAUACCUCUUGAGCUUCAUAGCCGAGAAGGUUACACAUAAUAUGAAGAACCUGUUCAUCCUCAGCCAAAUGAUGCGCGCUUCCGAAGCCCUGUUAAAUAACCAGGCCAUUUACCUCGACCCCUAUGUCGCAUACAUGGUCCCACCCAUCCUGACGUGCUGCAUUGGCGGAAAGCUGGGGCCAGCAAACCAGCAGGUGCCGUCCAACGCCUCAUCAGAAACGCUGAGCGGCGCAGCGCCCGACUACAGCCGCGCUGCUUCAGACGCCUUUUACCUGCGGACCUUUGCAGCACACCUGCUGAGAAACAUUUGCAGGAAGCACGGCUCAUCAAACCAAGGGCUGAAGUCCAGGAUUGCCCGCACAUGCCUGAAGCAAUUCAUGGACCCCGACAAAACAGUCGGUGCACAUUUCGGCGCACUCCAAGCCCUGCUUCUUGUCCUAGGCCCUUCGGAUGCGCUUCGAGGAUUAAUCCUACCCAACCUUAAAAUGUACAAUGACGAUUUCCUAUCAAAGAAGCUGGCCGACGAGAGCACUCGCCACGAUGCCGAGAUUUUGCUUGAAGUACUUGUCGGUUCCUUCCCCGCCCUCGUCCCAAAAGUUAUCAGAGAAAAGGCCGAAAAGGCCAAGCGUGAGGGAACACACGAAGCACCUAAUCUCGACGACGUGCGAGCGAGACUGAUCGACAAGGUCGGCGACUUGGUAGCUGGACGUCUGAUUAGUAAGAAGAUGGACCUGGAAGUGCAUGAAAUUCUGAGCAAAGACUUUGAUAUUUGAAAAUAC
This is a messenger RNA of Exserohilum turcica Et28A, 1656 nucleotides long. RefSeq lists its product as uncharacterized. Gene Ontology annotation, molecular function: transcription coactivator activity; protein heterodimerization activity; RNA polymerase II general transcription initiation factor activity. Gene Ontology annotation, cellular component: SAGA complex; SLIK (SAGA-like) complex; transcription factor TFIID complex. The record is from RefSeq and is a predicted model, not a curated record. Lineage: Eukaryota; Fungi; Ascomycota; Dothideomycetes; Pleosporales; Pleosporaceae. Gene Ontology annotation, biological process: RNA polymerase II preinitiation complex assembly; transcription initiation at RNA polymerase II promoter. The coding region runs from base 220 to 1650 and encodes 476 amino acids. The transcript has 2 exons.